CCAACACAUUUAAUUUCCCUCUGGGAUUAAUGGAGUAUUUUUAAUCGAAUUGGAUUUUAUAUUUCAUACUUUUUUCUUCUUUUUUUUUUUAUUAAACAAACUAAAUCUAUUCACAAUUCGCACCGAACCAAACCUCGAACAGGAAAAUACAAGUCAGUAGCUAAUGACCCGGCAGGUGUGCAUGGUCGCUAGGCAACGCCCGGACCUUGGAGAAUGGCGGUUGACAAAAACUAUUUAACUGGUGAUGAUGACAAACGUUAAAAUCUGAGAAUAAGUUUAAAAGGAAAUGGAGCAACUCAAGCGCCAAGUUAAAGUUCGUCGUGACAGCGGGAUUCCUUACAAAGGAGAAACACCCGGAAGGUCCGCGACCCGGAGGCGAGAGAGAUAUGAGAGACUUCUGACUGGCAAAUGUUAUGAGUCUUUACCAGAAAGGAUAGAGGAAGAAGAAAUAAAUGAAUCCAAAGUCAAACCAGUUAGUGCUUCUGUGCCGUUUACUAAAAACAGACAAAGCCAACCUGCUUCAUGUGUUCCAUCGGUUAUUAAAGCGUCCGGCCAACAGAACUCGUCAGGAAAAGCUUCCCCAACAGUUACGGUCCAACUCAUCCCAGAGGUCUCACGAUGUGGUGGGACUCCAGAGAGAGGGGCGUCUUGCGUCAUGGAAACAGAGUCAACUUUAAACUCAGAGGAGGAGGAUGAUGAUGAUGACGAUGAUUAUGAUUAUGAUGAUGACGACGACGAUGACUAUGAUGAUGCUGAUGCCUCAACAACCAUUAGCAACUCAUCCUCCCCAGAGAUCUUCAGAAAGGAAAGGAGUGUGGACAUAAUGACUUUUCCCAGUAAGGACAAGUUGCUGGGUUUUCAUCUUCAAGUGAAAAAUUCCACCUUGCUGGAAGACAGCCAUGCAGAGAAUAUUCACUCUCAUCAUCCACCCAACCUUUCUACCAUCAUCGAUGCUUCUAUGAGUUUAGCUGAGGAAAAGUGUGAGAUGAGCCACCACAAAACUCCUGAAGAUAAAGGAAAAAUAAACAUAAGUGCAAGUAACUCAGAUCAAGCCUUUAAGAAGGAAACCUCCCCAAAACUCUCAGAGAGGAAGCCAAUUACCUUUAGGAAGAAGGUUAGGUUCAAAAGCCUUGAUGCAACUGAGAUUCAAAAUGAGAAAGAAAUCAAAUCCCCUGCAACAAGUGGAAAAAACACCAGCAGUCCCUCAAGACCUCUGCAGAAAAUAAAACCUCAUCCCAUGACAUCCAGAAGAAAUGUGACCAGCUUUAAAGAUCAACCGUUACCGCUGGCUGUAAAAAGGCCUGGAAGAACAUGCUCAGAAAAAGCAUCGUUCUUUCAGUUUGUGAAUGAUGACGAAAGAAGAGCCUUUUUUCAAAAAAUGAAAGAAAGAUCUGUCAAACUUAGAAGUGCUGUUUUCUUUCCUUUCAAAUCAGGUAUGCAAACCAAGAGUUAAACUACAAUUCAGAAUGAGAUGCUUAAAUGGAAAUGGGCAGUGAAGGAUGAGGAGUUGAAUAGAUGUUGUGCAAAGCUAGAUACGAGCUUCAGUGUGUAAUAUUUGAAGGGAACAGGUAGCAGUUUCAAACUUAUCUUUGUACUUGAACAUGAUCUAAGAAAGAGUUUAACUUUCUUUAAAUAUUUUUUCUCUGCAUCACACCUUAUUUUAAUUUAACACUGUCUGUACUCAUCAUUUUAUGUUGUUUUUUCUGGCAAUAAUUGUAAACGGUAUCUCAAACGUUAUAUUUUCUUGUUGUCUUCUGAUUUAAAUGCUUUGCUGAUACUAGUAAUUUUUUUUUUUUUUUGCCAAAAUACAUUUAAAAUGUACUUAUCAAAAAUGGCCACUAGAUGGCAGAUAUGUAUUUCAUAACCCUUGAUAAAUAUACAUGUAAGAAUAACUUUCUUGUGUUAUAAGAAAAAAAAAUGUUUGCAUUUGUUGUGUUCGGUGUUUCUCUCUAUGUAUAUGUAUACUUUUGAUGUUUUGCGUUUUCCAUUAAUUUAGUUUAACUUAAAAAAAAAAAGAAAUGUGUAAUGUAUGCAUGUUAGAUUUUCAUUAUAUAUGUCUAUAAGUGUCAGUUUGAAUAUUUUGCUGAUUUAGGAGUUUGCAUAAAGAUUUUGCGAUAUAA
Xiphophorus couchianus (Monterrey platyfish) is the source of this 2120-nucleotide messenger RNA. RefSeq names its product protein IFH1. NCBI's taxonomy places the organism in Eukaryota, Metazoa, Chordata, Actinopteri, Cyprinodontiformes, Poeciliidae. The transcript has 8 exons. Bases 287 to 1453 code for a protein of 388 amino acids. The record is from RefSeq and is a predicted model, not a curated record.